AUGUCCUCCUUUUUGUUAAAAGUCUUCGCCGGUCCACUCUCCGCCAUGUCCAAUUACUACCGACGAACCGUCGGGUACGAACUCUCCAAGUACGGUUUACGCUACGACGAUUUGCUCGACGAGACGCAAAAUUUAGACGUCCAAGAGGCGUUAGAUCGCCUGCCGAAAGAGGAACGAGAGAUGCGAACGCAACGGUUAAAACGAGCCAUGGAUUUAAGCAUGAAACAUAUUUACUUGGAUAAAGAGACGAUGGAGAAACAAACGCCGUUCGACCACUACUUGUCGCCGGUUUUGGCGGAAGUGGAGGCGGAGAAAAGCGAGAAAGUUGCGCUGGGAUCGGACGUGUCGUACAACAGACAGAUACCGUGA
Messenger RNA from Bathycoccus prasinos, 369 nucleotides. RefSeq lists its product with no specific name. The record is from RefSeq and is a predicted model, not a curated record. Gene Ontology annotation, biological process: mitochondrial electron transport, ubiquinol to cytochrome c. NCBI's taxonomy places the organism in Eukaryota, Viridiplantae, Chlorophyta, Mamiellophyceae, Mamiellales, Bathycoccaceae. The coding region runs from base 1 to 369 and encodes 122 amino acids. The transcript has a single exon.